AUGCGCGAUCCCAGGGCCAAGAUCCCCAUCUUCCCGAAGGACCCGGUGUGCCGGAACUUCUACGCGGAGCUGCUGCGCUGGCCGAGCCGGUACCGGGACUACUACUGCUGCGAGCGCCCGGCGGACGCGGCCAUCGCCUGCGGGAAGCCGGACUGGAAAGGAUGCAGGAAUCACCUCUGGGAUCUGAGCAGUUUCGGCGAGGAGGAGGUACGCAGGCUGUGCUACUCCAUCCGCGAUGUCUUGGAGAUGAAGGGCAUGUUCUACAUGGGCCGGGUGCGGCGUUCUUUGCGCGUGGCCUUCCACCGAAAGCACCCGGGGGAGUGCAUGCCCAACGCUCCGCUGCGGGCUUUGGGCUACACCUCCGCGGGCGGAUGCUUCGCGAACAUACGGAGCGGCAAGCCCCUGAGCUCCCUCAUGAAGAUCGGGUACGUGCCUGGUGGCAAUGUGUACAGCAACAAGAUCGUGUUGAUGGACGAGGCUCACAAUCUGGUGAGGAGCCAGACCCAAUACGCGGAGCAGCUUCAACGCCUGCGGCGCUUGCUCUACGAGGCCAAGCACCUGGUGCUUGCUGGCUUCACUGGGACCCCCAUCUUGUCAGAGCCCUCGGAGGGGCGACAGCUGCUGGACAUCGUCAAGGGCUGCCUGGCGCCCGAAGGGGACGAAGGCUUCCUGUCCUCCUUCCCCAUGCGGCCGCAGCCGCUGUUCCCCAUCUCCCUGCCCCGCGGCUUGCCGGAUGGGGCCCUCACGCUGCAGCGCAAGAAGCAGCUGGUGAGGAAGAUGGAGAUGAAGGGUGAGGCGCUGAAAGUCUACGACCUCAAGCGACGCUUGGGCUUGCCCAGCCGCCGACUCCGGGCCUACUGCAACGUGAGCAUCUUCCACGCGGCCUUCCACGACGGCAAGGCGGGCAGCAAGGCCCGGAUCCUCGCCUACCCCGAGGACUGCUGCCCCAAGCUCCUGGGCAUCGCCCAGGCGGUGCUGGCCUCGGAGCAGAAGGCGGUGAUCAUGAUCGGCCGCACCUCGGGAUAUGUGGUGAUGCUGGAGCUGAUGAAACACCUGGCCAGCCAGGCCGACCCGCCGGUGGGCGUCGCCACCAUGAAUGAGCUCUCCGAGUUCAACCACUGCUCCAAUAUCCGUGGCGAGAUCUACCGAGUGCUGGUGGCUGACUCCCUGCAGUGCUCCGAGGGGGUGUCCUUUUUGUCGGUGCGGCGCACCUUCUUGGCCGACGUCCCCGUUGCGCCCAGCGGCUUCAUCCAGCAAACUGGCCGCGCCAUCCGCAUGUACGGGCACAGAGGCUUGCCGGAGGAGGAGCAAACGGUGACUACGCAGCUCUUCGUGUCCAUCUUGCCCAAGUGGAUGCGGAGCAGCAGUUUGGCCUGUUGGGCGCUGAGGGCCCAGAAGAAGCACAGCAGCGGCAAGGAGGUGGAGAAGAGGGCACGGAUUCUGACCGCGCGCAUGAAUCGGGCCGGCAUCAGCAGCUUAGAGGACCUCAAGGCGCGGCUGGACGCCCACGGCGCGCGGCGCCAGCGGAGCCGCGAGAACUUGUCGGCGGAGGAUGUGCUCACCUUCCUGGAGCAGAAUGGGCUGUGGGAGGAAGCCCGGCUGUUGCGCAGCGCCGACAAGAAGGACAAGGAGAAGGCGCAGGCUGCAGAGGAGACCCAGGCGUUGCAGAACGGCGCCAGCCGGGAGUCCUUGCGGGGCGAGUCCACUGAGCUUCUCAAAGGAGGCACCUUGGAGGAGGACGAAUUCGCGAAUGCGCUGGCGAACAUGCUGGAGGAGGAGCUGCCGGAAGAGGAGAGGCAACAGGAGAUGGAGGCUCUGAAGGAGGAGCAAGAUGCCGACGACGUAGAUGGCGAGGAAGGCAAAAAGGCGAAGCCUUUGCCGCCUGCGCCUUUCGCGAGCCAAGCGGUGGCGACGCUGGCGAUGUCGCCGGAGCAGGUGGCGCAGUGCCUCACGGAGACGCUGCAGGCCUUGCGCGCCGCGCUGCGAGAGGCGGAGAAGAAGUCGGAGAAGGAGAAGGAGCCACACCGGCAGAGCGCUGAGGAAUUCUUGGCGGAGGACUUCGGCAGAGCCUUGGCCGAGUCGUUGGGCGCGGCGGACGCCGCGGAAACGUCCGCCGCGCCCUCCGAACGCGGCGCCGAAGCGGUGCCGGUGGCGGAAGCAGCCGCGAAGGCACCGGUGCGCCGGUGCCCACAGGAGCCACACCGGCAGAGCGCUGAGGAAUUCUUGGCGGAGGACUUCGGCAGAGCCUUGGCCGAGUCGUUGGGCGCGGCGGACGCCGCGGAAACGUCCGCCGCGCCCUCCGAACGCGGCGCCGAAGCGGUGCCGGUGGCGGAAGCAGCUGUGAAGGCACCGGUGCGCCGGUGCCCACAGGAGCCACACCGGCAGAGCGCUGAGGAAUUCUUGGCGGAGGACUUCGGCAGAGCCUUGGCCGAGUCGUUGGGCGCGGCGGACGCCGCGGAAACGUCCGCCGCGCCCUCCGAACGCGGCGCCGAAGCGGUGCCGGUGGCGGAAGCAGCCGCGAAGGCAGAUGUAGAAAUGCCGGAGAACGACGUCCAGCUGGCUGGCUCGCAAGAACAAGCUUGGCGCGCCCCGCUGGUGGCGGUUUUGGAGAAGUCCCGGCGCUGCGCCGCCUUUCUUGGGGCGGCCAGGACUGCCCUGCCCAAUUUGGAUCCUGCACUUCACGACUUCAACACCCUGACGUUGCACCAGGCGCGAGGCUUGCGGGACGAGGUGGCGAAGGUGGAGAAGGUGGAGACGCUGCGAAUGGCGGUGGCCAUGAUCAAGGAGGUGAAGACCAUGAUCGCGGACAUGCAGGCUCCCAGAUCUGGCUCCAGCGCCUCUUUGCCAGCGGCGUCCAGCGUGGCGGUGGCCGGCGCCGCUGAACCGUCCGCUUCGGCGCCGGAGGCUGCGGCCAGCGUGCCGUUGGCUGCGGCAGCCGUGACGGCGGGCGCGGAAUCGGAGAUGAGAGAGAACGGGGCCAAAGAUGGCGAUGAGCCAAUGCCACCGGAGAGGGAGGCGCACGCGCCGAACACGGAGACGCCGCAAGCGGCGACGCAGCCGCAAGAAGCAGAGGCCAGCCAGCCAGCGCCAGCGCCGGAAGCAACGAGCGCCGUGCAGCCAACGCAGCUGACGCCUGAGGAGCGGAAAGCAAGGGAGCUGGCCUGGCGCCGGCGCCUGGCCCGAGCCUUCAAGGAGCUGCGGCGCUCCGAGCACGCGAAGGCAGCCCUCGAGGUGGCAGCGCCGGGGUUGAUGGAGAAGACGGUGGCGGCGGAGGCCAAAGCGCUGGAGACAAAGGAGACUCCGGAGGAAGAGGAAGAGGACAGCGACUUGUUGUCAUUGGGCCUGGGCCCGGAACACGUGAAGCGUCUCCACGACGAGCUCGCACGUCUCUUGGAACAGGCAGAGAAAGGCGCGGCAAAGCCCCGCGCCAUGGUUCGCGCUAUGCAGAUGCUCUUCCUCGCAGACUCCGCCAGUGAGGCCAUCGCCUCGCUGAAGCCGGAGACGGCGGAUGAGGAAGCGCUGAACCAGCUGACGGAACGCACCGAGGAGUUUGCCCCGGCCUUGGAAGCCAUGCGCUCCCUGGCGGUGGACAAAGACGUCUUCGCGCACCUGGCGGAGGACUUGGCCGAGGAGCACGGUGAGGUGCACGAGUCGGAGAGCGAGGCCAGCGACCUCAACAAGGAGCUGGUAAAGAAGAAUGAGCCCGCCCCGGUGGUCCUGCCAGAGGGCUGGCGAAUGGAAUGGGUGAAGCGAAAGAAGAAGGAGAUGCGCGAGUUCUUGGACCCAGAAGGCAACCGCUACCGCACCGUCCGCGAGGUCCGUGCUGCGCUGCUGGAGCACGAGGCUCGCCAGGCCGCGCUGCAAGCCGCCAAGGCCCGCCAGGAGGCACUUGCUGCUGCGCCCAAGAGGAGACGUUUGAGGGGCAAGAGCAGCUCCCAGCUCUUCGACAUGGCAGACCCAGCCCUCGGCGGCACGCCGGCAUCGGCGCCUGGACCCAAUCCGCCGGCGGAGGAUGAUUUCGCUGAGGACUUGCUGAAGGCACUGGGCAUGGAGGCAGAGGCACCUCCGGCACCGGCGCCACCGGCACCACCGGCACCGCCCGACCAGGCCGAGUCGACUCUUCAAACAGGCCUUAAGGUGCGACUCACGGAGUUGGGCCAAAUGGGGCGUUUGGGUGACCGCAACGCUGACGGCUGCUGGGAGUGCUUUCUGGAGGUGGGCGGCAAGGUGAUGGCCAAAGAGUCCGACUUCGAGCUGGCAGAUCCCAGUGUGGCCAAGCGAAAGGCGAACCCGCCCCCGGCCCGCCGCGUGCGCGCGCGGGGCCGGGGCAAAGCGGAGGUGGCUCCGAGUCAGCCAGGACCUCAGAUUGAAGCAUCUUGCGCCUGCCAACAGGUUGGGUGAAGAUUCUGAUUGACUCUGCCAGCCCGC
Messenger RNA from Effrenium voratum, 4428 nucleotides. Lineage: Eukaryota; Dinophyceae; Suessiales; Symbiodiniaceae. The record is from the annotation of a GenBank genome assembly.